AUGGGAUAGUCAUUAGGAAAAGAAGAAGUAGAGUAAACAAAGGAACUAUUUUAUAAGUAGUACUCUUUUAUUGAAGAUAAGCAAGAUUUACAUUAUGGAUAGAUUAAGGUUUUCGAAAGAAAUUAUGAAUUUGAAAAUUCUCAAUAGCUAAAUUAAGAUGAAGGAAAAGAUACAAAAAAGUCUGCUAAGCAAAGAUUGUAUUAGAAGGCACGCACUUUAGCUAUAAAAGAAAGUGUUUAUUAAGAUUUAGAUACCAUAGACAAGGACUUGGUGAAUAUGAAAUAACUUAUUCAUAUAACAGAAGAAAAUCAUAAAGAAAAGCGAACUAAGAAUUUAAUUGAUGUAUAUGAGUACUUUAUACAAACAGAAGAAAAAUUUUGUAGUUCAGUAUAAAGAAUUUAAUUAGUUAUAGAAUAUUUGCAAAGAGACAUAUAAAUUGAAGUAAAAACAAAGAAACUACAAAACUAAAGGUUUACUCCUCAAGAAAUAUUUACAAUUGCUUUCAGUUGUAUUAACUCUCUUUAUAAUUUGUAGCUUGUUAAUUUGGCUCAUGGCGAUUUAAAGACAUCUAAUAUUUUAGUUUCUGAAUAUUUUGAAAUAAAACUUUUGCACCCACUAGUUAACAAAAUAGUACCUAGCUUUGCUACUAUGAUUUCAUAAUUAAGUUAUGGUGAGCACUUUGACACACAAGGAAUUUAUCUUUCUCCUUUAUUGACAAAAGCUGUUUCCUAAAAAAAUUAUUAGCCUCAACACAAUCCAUUCAAAUCAGACGUAUUUACUUUAGGAAUUAUACUAAUCGAAUGCUGUAAUCUAGGAACUGUCGAUAAUUUAUAUAAUUAUGAGGCAGGAGAUUUUAAUGAAAAUUAGCUUAAGAUUCAUAUGAAUAUAAUUAAGAAUUAGUAUGGUGUAGAUGUCCAUGAUUUAAUUGCAAGAAUGGUAAAAGUAUAGGAAUAAGAUCGUCCUGAUUUUAUAGAACUAGCUACUUAGCUUAACAUCAUAAAUUAAAUGAAUGAAGUAUAUAACUAAUAACAGUAGAUGAUUGAAUAGCAAGCUUCUUUAAAAGUUGCUCCUGCUUCUGAUAAAUAUGGUGUUUCUCUUUUUAAAGCACUAAAUACAGAGGCAGAAGAAUAUAAUUAUAGUUAGAAACAAAAUUCUGCUUCUAAUUCUUUUGUAUAAAAUAACAAUUAGAGCAUUACAGCAGCAAGUAGUGCUCUUAACCCAAAUAAUAGUUUGAAUUAAAAUAAUAUAACUUCAUCAUAAUAACCUAGCACAAAUAUUUAAUCUCCAAAUACUUUUGCAUAAUAAAGCUCCCAGUCAUCUUAAAUAGCUGCUACUUAAAGUUUCUCUUUUUAAGGAAAUCCAAAUAAUUUAGAAAACACUAAUAAUCCAACUCAAGUUAAACCUAAUGCAUUUUUCCCUUAGUAUUCUUAAAAUUAGAUAGCAGCCUCUACCUAUUAGCAAAAUUCUAACUAGCAAUAUUAGAGUUAAUAGGUUUCUAUUCCACCAGCAAAUCCCAAAAACUAGAAUUUAUCAAGGUAAUAGUCGCAAGACGUUCUCUAAAACUAAGUUAUAAAUUAAUCACAUAAUUUUGGUAAUAUCAACUAAACCCCAAUCAGUGGGGUAACUUUAGUUAAGAAUAGCAGUUAAACUACAAACUCUAAUUACUAACCAACAUUACUUUAAUAUCAUCUUAAGCCCCCAUCAGUUCCUUAUAAUAUUUAAAAUCAGUAAGGCAAUAAUGUACCAGCUAAUCCAAACUUAUAGUAACAAUAACAAUUUAAUAGUAAUGGAAGCACAAACUUAUCUCAAAUAAAUUCCGGCUAGGUUUAGUAAAGCUAUUCAGGAAUAACUCCAAUUUAAAGUUCCAAUUAAUAGUAAAGCUAUUAAUUUUCUAAUAAUUUGAUAGGAAAUUAAAUUAAUUUAUAGAAUUAACCAUAAAAACUAUAACCACCUCCAACAGAUUAAAAUCUAGGUCAAGCAAACUAUUAAGGAUUUACAAACUUUAGUUUGCCAGGCUAUGACAACAAUAAUGCAGGUAUUAAUUUAUAAUAUAAUCAGAUUUCUCAGCCUUAGACUAAUAAUGGCUAAAAUUAUCAAAUUCCAGAAGAUGUAUAAAAAAUUAUAAAUGAAUUUAAAGAAAAAUAAAAAAUAAACGAUUAAAUAUACUCUGAAAAAGAAAAGCUGUCUUAAAGUAAUGUUAAGUACUAAGUAAUUCCAAAAUAAGAGAGUCCUAAUAAAAUUGAGCAAAAUUCCAGCAGAAGUGUAGUAAAUAUAUCACCUUAAAAUAAUAAUAAUUUAAGUGGAUAGAGCAAUACUCAAUUCAACAUCUAUCCUGACUAAAAAUAAUUUACAAAUAUCUAAGUUUCAUAGCAAUAACCUAUUUAAAACUUGACUUAUUAAUAGCAAGAAUAAAUUGCAUAGUAGUUGCUAGGAAAUAACAUAUAAAAUCCUGUAAUCCAAUAGUCUGCAUUUUCUAAUCCGAUGACUACUAGCUAGCUUUAAGCUUAAUAGCUGGCCGGAUUGACAAAUAGCUAAAAUUAAUUCAUUUUAAGAAGCUAAAAUCAAUAACAGUACAUAUAAUAACCUCCCCAAUAAUAGCUCAUAUAAGCUCCAACUUAAAUAUAAGGAAAUUAAUUUUAUGCAGCUCUUCAAUAGAAUUAGAGCUUUAAUCCUAUGAGUGUCUAACCUUAAGCAACAAAUGUUUUCACUUCUACUGAUUCAUAAAGAAAUAAAUAUGAGCAUAUUCAUGAAACUUAUGAUGAUUCAUCACAUUAUAUUGGUGAAAAAUUAGGUGGUUUAAGGCAUGGUACUGGAAAAUUUUUUUAUGCUGAUGGAGGGUACUAUGAAGGAGAGUGGUGUGAAGGUAGAAUGGAAGGUUUGGGUACUUUGUAUUAUCCUUCUGGAAGCUUGGCUUAUCUAGGAUAAUGGAGAAAUGAUUAGUUUAAUGGAAAAGGCACUGUUUAUAAUGAAUCUCCUGCACAAAUUAUUGGAGAGUUUGAUUAUACAAAUUUUGAUAAUCUUGGAGAAUAUUGGGUUAAAUACGAAGGUGAUUUUAAAGAUGAUAACAAGGAAGGGAUAGGAACUAUAUAUCUCUCAAACGGAGAUAGGUUUACAGGAAAUUUCAAUAAUGACUUUGUUCAUGGAUAAGGAACCUAUUUUAGAGAGAAUAAAAAUCCUGUUUCUGGUAUUUGGGAUUGCAACCAUUUAAUAUAAUAUUUAUGA
Molecule: messenger RNA, 3222 nt
Organism: Tetrahymena thermophila SB210
Lineage: Eukaryota; Ciliophora; Oligohymenophorea; Hymenostomatida; Tetrahymenidae
Product: protein kinase
Exons: 5
Biological process (GO): protein phosphorylation
Cellular component (GO): cytosol
Molecular function (GO): protein kinase activity; ATP binding
Source: RefSeq, a predicted model, not a curated record